Botrytis fragariae is the source of this 1188-nucleotide messenger RNA. RefSeq names its product putative s-adenosylmethionine synthetase protein. Bases 1 to 1188 code for a protein of 395 amino acids. Gene Ontology annotation, molecular function: ATP binding; methionine adenosyltransferase activity. Gene Ontology annotation, cellular component: cytosol. The record is from RefSeq and is a predicted model, not a curated record. Gene Ontology annotation, biological process: S-adenosylmethionine biosynthetic process. NCBI's taxonomy places the organism in Eukaryota, Fungi, Ascomycota, Leotiomycetes, Helotiales, Sclerotiniaceae. The transcript is spliced from 3 exons.
AUGGUUCAAGCCAACGGAUCAAAUGGGGUUUCCCACCACAACCAAGGAACCUUCCUUUUCACCUCCGAGUCUGUUGGUGAGGGACAUCCAGACAAGAUCGCUGAUCAAGUCUCCGAUGCUAUCCUCGAUGCCUGCUUAGCUGAGGACCCUCUCUCCAAGGUUGCUUGUGAGACUGCUACCAAGACUGGUAUGAUUAUGGUCUUUGGUGAGAUUACCACCAAGGCACGUCUCGAUUACCAAAAGGUUAUCCGUGGAGCCAUCAAGGAUAUUGGAUACGAUGACUCUUCCAAGGGUUUCGAUUACAAGACUUGCAACGUUUUGGUUGCCAUUGAAGAACAGUCCCCAGAUAUCGCUCAAGGUCUUCACUACGAGCAAGCUCUUGAGCAAUUGGGUGCUGGUGAUCAAGGUAUCAUGUUCGGUUAUGCCACUGAUGAGACUCCUGAAUUAUUCCCUUUGACCCUUCAAUUGGCACACAAGCUCAACGCUGCUAUGUCCGCUGCUCGCAGAGACGGAAGCUUGCCAUGGCUCAGACCUGAUACCAAGACUCAAGUUACCAUUGAGUACAAGCAUGACAACGGAGCUGUCGUCCCACAAAAGGUUCACACCGUUGUUGUCAGUGCUCAACACGACGAGAACAUCACCACCGAGUCUUUGAGAAAGGAGAUCUUGGAGAAGAUUAUCAAGAAGGUUAUCCCAGCUGAAUACUUGACUGAGGAGACCAUCUACCACAUCCAACCAUCCGGACUUUUCAUCAUCGGUGGACCUCAAGGAGAUGCUGGUCUUACUGGCAGAAAGAUUAUCGUCGACACAUACGGUGGAUGGGGUGCUCACGGUGGUGGAGCUUUCUCCGGAAAGGAUUUCUCCAAGGUCGACAGAUCUGCUGCCUACGUCGCUAGAUGGAUUGCCAAGUCUUUGGUCAAUGCCAAACUUGCCAGACGUGCUCUCGUUCAACUUUCAUACGCCAUUGGUGUCGCCGAGCCACUCUCUAUCUUCGUUGACACAUAUGGUACAUCCGACAAGACCUCUGAUGAACUUGUUGAGAUUAUCAGAGCCAACUUUGACUUGAGACCUGGUGUCAUUGUCAAGGAGCUUGAUUUGGCUAAGCCAAUCUACUUCAAGACUGCCAAGAACGGUCACUUCACCAGCCAAGAAUUCAGCUGGGAGAAGCCAAAGACCCUCAAGUUCUAA